GCCAUCCGGCAAGAGAGAUUCUGAUUUGAAAUUUGUAUGGUACAGUAGUGUACUGUAUCUAUUUGAUUUAUGUUUCUUUUCUUGUUCUGUAAUGCGACAACCCUUUCUUUUCCCCACUCCCUCACGCGCUCUCUGACACUCUUCUUACUACCCUUGGGACUUGAGCACUCACCAACCUAUCUCUCAUUUUUGCCCUAAUGUAUGUGAACUCUGUAACAAACAAAUGCCCGUUGGCUGCAUUUGAAACCACUUUAUUUCUUUCUCAUAGUACAAUUUCUCGCACCAAUUAAGCUCAAAAAACCCCAUUUUAUCCUCGCUUUAACUUUUACCUUUUGUCGCUAUACCCAAACACACUCUACAUUACCGCAAAAGAGGCACAGAGAAAAAAAAACAGCUCAACUCCCAAGUCCCAACCAGAGGCAUAGCAUUUCAUCAAUGGCCUCAAUGUUGUUGAGACCCAUCCUCAUCACUCUCUUCACUACUUUCCUCAUCUCUCACAUUUCAGUACUGAAGGUAUCAGCGGCAACAGUAAUAUUUUCCAACAAAUGUCCGCAUCCAGUAUGGCCAGCCAUCCAGCCCGGCGCAGGAAAGCCCAUACUAGCCCGCGGCGGCUUCAACCUCCAGCCUAACAAAGCCUACUCUCUCCAAGUCCCACCUCUCUGGUCAGGCCGUUUCUGGGGCCGUCACGGCUGCACCUUCGACGCAUCAGGACACGGCCAUUGCGCCACCGGAGACUGCGGCGGAUCUCUCUUCUGCAACGGCAUCGGAGGAACACCACCAGCGACCCUCGCCGAGUUCACACUCGGGAAAGAUCUAGAUUUCUACGACGUGAGUCUCGUCGACGGUUACAACUUACCGAUUUCCAUUACUCCUAUAAAGGGAUCCGGUAAGUGUAGCAACGCCGGUUGUGUGAGUGAUCUGAACUUGAUGUGUCCGGUGGGCUUGCAAGUGAGGUCACGCGAUAAGCGCGUGGUGGCUUGUAAGAGUGCUUGUUCUGCUUUUAACUCGCCUAGGUAUUGCUGUACUGGUAGCUUUGGAAGCCCACAGGCCUGUAAGCCCACUGCUUAUUCUAGAAUCUUCAAAACUGCUUGCCCAAAAGCCUACUCUUAUGCCUAUGAUGACCCUACCAGUAUUGCCACUUGCACCAAUGCUAACUAUUUGAUCACUUUCUGCCCUCAUCACCACCGUUGAUUUAUUACUAGUAGUAGCUUAAUGUCAUAUUGAGUAUUAAUGUGUUACCGUUAAUGUCUUUGUGUUUAUUUUAUGUGAUGAUGGAUAGUUUAUGUUUGGUAGUAGUAGUAUAUCUACUAGGUCUUUUUUUAAUGUAGUACUAUAUUUAGUAACUCUUAUUAUUAUUUAUGGUUGGUUAAAGCUUAA
Messenger RNA from Lathyrus oleraceus (garden pea), 1377 nucleotides. RefSeq names its product thaumatin-like protein. The transcript is spliced from 2 exons. The record is from RefSeq and is a predicted model, not a curated record. The coding region runs from base 436 to 1191 and encodes 251 amino acids. NCBI's taxonomy places the organism in Eukaryota, Viridiplantae, Streptophyta, Magnoliopsida, Fabales, Fabaceae.